This is a messenger RNA of Bipolaris sorokiniana ND90Pr, 496 nucleotides long. RefSeq lists its product as uncharacterized. The record is from RefSeq and is a predicted model, not a curated record. NCBI's taxonomy places the organism in Eukaryota, Fungi, Ascomycota, Dothideomycetes, Pleosporales, Pleosporaceae. The transcript has a single exon. Bases 116 to 496 code for a protein of 126 amino acids.
CUCUCCUCAAGUUUGUGUUCCUUCAGUACCCGCACCACCGAAUUCAAUCCCUACCAUACCAGUGCAGAUCUUACAUCUGGUGAUCAUCUCUACCAGCACAGCACCCGUAAAUGCAAUGGCCACUUUGAUUACAUCCCGGGGCAAUGCCACGAGAAGUGUACCCAUGCAAUCGACAAACCAAAACCUUCGACCAAUAGCACUAAUCGCAUCACAGAUAGGGGAUCUCAAUGGUUACCAUGAGAUUACUGAACCCAAUCUCAGUGCUACCCGACAAUGUAGAGGGUGUUCUCCGGUGGUCGAGAUCACAGGUACAGGCUGGUUAGAUACACAGGUUAAGGAUCAGCAUGGCUCUACAGAGCGGCUGGACCCUGCUCUACUGAUCACUCAAGCACCUCCAAUUGCUACAGUUUCUGCUGGCUCAGCGACUGUCGUUAUUGAGCAGGAACUAGAUGGCGAUACCUUUGAUAGGAGACCCAUAUACUGUCGUUCCUGGUAA